GACGUGUUUCUUCUUUGGCGGGCUUUCGCACUUCCCUUCUUUUUUGUUUUCUUCGCUUUUCGAUUCUCUGUUAUUGACGCUGUGUUGUUUUGUUUCGUUUUCGUCGAAAAGGGCUUUUCGCGCCCCCGCCAAUUUUGACCGGCCUUAACUAUGUCGUUCGCCAGUGUUGCAAACAGCUGUUCUCGGAAGUCCCAGAUCUAGUACCUGAAGCAGAAGAAGUAGUAGAAACAGUGGCCAGUAAAGAACCGUAGCGCAAGCCGGUUCCACGAGUUACAGGUUCUUCUGCGGAAUGUAAACAAAGUCGUUAUGAGAUUUGCGAAAAGCGAUGCCACCUGAAGACUUGCGUGAAUGAGUGCUCCUACCAGUGUCCCCCCGUAAACUAUCGAUAGUGACUCCACCCAGCGGAAACACAUGACUUAGAGUGGAGGGAACGACCCGCCAAACAGAGUGCCCGUGUUUGUGUGUUAUGGAUUCUGAUCACUGUUAUUAUCGCUUCAAUUAGAUCAAUUUGCGCCGACUUCUGCCGUAUUGUUGGCUGCCGUUGUUUGGGCCGCAGUGUUUACUCCCAAUCGCGCGAUAGUGGCUAACCUGUGCGGUUGCUGUAGCGAUGCAUAAUUGGAAAAUUGGUGUUUAUGGUACGAGAAUGUUUAUCUAAAACCCGUGUGUAUGCACCCCAGCAUAGAAGCCGUCGGCUAGACGUGUGUGAAUAUAAAGCGAAAUAAAAAAACAUCGAACAAUUUAGUGUUUAUAGGUUGUGACCGUUGCCAGUGUGUUGUUGAAUGAAACGAAACACAAAAAAAAUAUAUAAUAACGAUUGCUACAAGCGAGGAAACAAAGUUUUGCGUUUAGAACCUUCUUCUCCCAUCUGCUCUCGGCAGACCCCGAACCGGCACCGGAUGUGGAAAGCUUGUUAGUGGCGGCUGCGGGUUUGUUCACUCGUGCUGAAAACCUUGGGUUUGAACUAGUUUCUAGGCUUGUGACUAUGGCAAUGGCAAUGUAGCUUACCGGUGUCCGAAGUGAAACACUUUAUUGCUGUGCAAAAUCCUGGAAACUGUGUGUAUUAUUGGGUCAAUGCUGCACUGCGGCGCUCUGUGAAACAGUUUUAUGCGAUCUAGUGAGAGCCGAGACGCGCUCCGAGCUGCGAGGAUCAGAUGAGUUAGUUUGCAUGUAAAAAGAUUACGGAACAGAUAAAACUGUGAUAAUCUUUAAUCCUAGAAACAUCGUUAACUCGAAUUCUAACACUAAAAGUGAUGGUAAACAAUUUUACACAAGAACAAGUUUCGAAGCACAAUAUUAUACGCAAAUAAAUGGAGAAACAUUAUGCAGGAACACAUCGAAAUGUAAAAAAAGGAAGGAAGAUGAAUUAGUACAAACAGUAACGAACAACCAAGCUCAACCCAGAUGAAAACAAACAGCUAAACAGCCGAGACAACUCCACUGGUUUUACAACAGCCGUCAAUAUACAGUACCGAUGUAAAUAAACAAGAACAUAGAAAAGACAGCAAAGCGGCAGCUACAUUCACAGCCCGAACCGUGCGAACACUUAAUUAUGUAAAUAAAAUAAUUAUUAUCCAUUAAGGCCAGUAUUAAAAUUGUAAGUGUGUACCAAUAGUUAGAAGCCUCAUUUUCCGCAGUCGACGUGAGAGACAGGAAGCCAAUUGUGUGUCUCUGUGUGUAUGUGUGGAACUCUGGUGGUAAUUCUGUCACCUCGUUGAUGUUGUCCACAUCUCGCGAAAUGUUAUUUGUCCUCGAAUUAAGCCCGCGAGGAAAAUAGCGAAUAUAAGCCUAUCGACUACAAAAUCAUCAGUCUCUGCUGCUCUCGGGAACAGUGGAUCGGCCAGUGAAGUGCGAAAACGGUGAACCAUUAAUUAUUAAUGAUACGCAAAUGAGUGUCAUUUGGGUAGUAAUAUCGCAGAAGACCGCAAGUGUGAAAACGAAAGUGUGACACUUCCGAUUGACAGCUACUGAACCAUAUCGUUUUUUUUUAUCGGUGGCGCUGAAUGGUGUGAAUUUGAGUGCUUGUGCUCAAGGCUAGAUGUUACUAAAGGGGAAAACAAAUCAGCACUGUGUCUCAGAUGAAAGGUAAAAAACACAGUUCGCAGUAAAUCGUACCAGAAUGGGCACCGCGACCAAUUAACCUUCUAAGCACCUUCUUUCAACCAACCGAUCGGGUGAACGCGGAAAAGGGGUCACCUGGGGAGUCUAGAAUUUCCAAGUGCAAGUGCAAGAGAGCUGUUUCUCGAGAUUGGUGGUGGCCCAGAACUAGGGCUUGGCCUUUUGGAUUAUGCUGUCUGUGUGGUAACCGAUGACAGCGCUCUCGGAGUGGUGUGCGAGCAGUAGAAGCAGUAGAAGUUCUAGUUUUCGAGUCAACCUGGCGCGACGACGAGAUUUGCAGUGAUUGUGUUGUGUGCUUCCACGUUCUUUUCGCUGAUUGUCGCGCUUGAUCUCGCGCGAACCAAGAACCUCGGCGGCGCUGUGACUUGUGCGAAGUACUUUUAGCCGACGAGAGAAAGAGAGCGGUUGGUCAUUUGUGUGUUAACUGUAGUCCCCUACCGCGCGAGUCGACCGGCCAAAGCUCGCUCAAGGAGAAGGAUUAUUAUUUUGAUACGGUGGACUGGAAUUUUAAUGGUUUACAUGAAUGGACUUGGAAAUGACCCUCUGUCUGCGAAGGAGGCAGAGGGCCCGCCAGUCCAGCUGGAACCGGUUGAUCUCAGUGUUCGUACGCCACCAAGAGACACAGACACAAAAACGGCGGCCACAAUUCGCGUUCGUGGGGGCAUACUGAAGCGGCCACCGCCGCCACUCAUUUCCGCACCGCACCUGUUAGCAUUAAGGCACAAAACGAAAGACUUAUUCUUCUCCAUCAGCAACAAUGCCAGUAAAACUCACUCGCCAUUCACCGACAAUCAACUGUUUUCGUCACUUUGUGGCGGCACCCCCAUCGGCGCCAGUAGCAACAGCGAGGAAGACGUCGCCAUAGCCAAUAACAACAACAACCUUAGCCUUAACAACAAUUACCUUAAUGAUGAGUCGAAAACAAGUACCUUCCGUGAAACGUAUCCUAUGUACAACUAUUGUGUUCAGCAGAGUCCUACGCGGCUUCACUUCUCACCAUUCGCCGCCAGUGCCUUCAGCCAUCAUCCGCACCCUCAUAAUCCCCAUGCGAUAUCCCCGCAGGACAUCCCCCGCCAUUCACCGCCACAUCCUUUUCUAGAUCUCCAGCAGACGCACCCGCACCCGGUGAAGUCCCCUCAGGUGUCGCCUCUGCAUCCAGUGCCAGUAAUAAGUUGUUCCAAUCUGGUGCCACCGAUUCCCCUCGCUGCAUCGAUUGCCUCAAUAGCCUCGAGCCUGCCCAAAAACCACCCGCUGAGUGAGUCUGCUACUGCGGCAGCUGCAUUCCACCGAUUACUGCAACCCUCGCCGUCAACGUCCGGACUGGUGGCCAGUACGGCGGCAGCGGCCGCAGCUGUGGCCGCUGGUCGUGCCCUUCUGGAAGCCCAUCAUCACAGUAGUGCGAGCUGCAGCAGUCCCGUUAGACUUAAAACCGAAAUGACCGAUUUCUCCCUCUCGCCUCGACCACCACCCGAUAUUGGGGUAGCAGGUGGAGGCGAGGGCCCCAAGUGCUCAACCACCAAGAACCGAAAAAUUCACCGAUGUGAUGCCACCGGGUGCGACAAGGUAUACACCAAAAGCUCUCACCUGAAGGCCCACAAGCGUACGCAUACAGGUGAAAAGCCAUACAUUUGCACCUGGGAGGGGUGCGUUUGGCGGUUCGCGCGGUCGGACGAGCUGACGCGACACUACCGGAAGCACACCGGACUCAAGCCGUUUCGCUGCAAACUGUGCACACGUUCCUUCAGCCGCUCGGAUCACCUCUCGUUGCACAUGAAACGGCAUUGAUUGGUGAUGGUGCUGUAAUUUCCGACCCCAGGAAGCAACAAAAUAUCAAUACUCCGCAACUCAAAGCAACAUUCUGCUAGGCAUGAACCUUUGAAUCUCAUUUUGUAAUUCUCUCUAUAAGUUAUUUAUGUUGUAGUUAUCAUCUUCAUCGUUGAUGUAGGCUUUCGCAUAGUUGUUAAGAUGUUGAAAGUUAGUGGUAAUCGUGAAGAUCUGUGAUUGGCGUCCUAUUGUAAUUGUAUUAGAAGAAAGUUUUUUUCUAUCGAAUGUGAGCAAGUGUUCUAGUGUUUGAAUGGUUUGUUGGUAGGGGAACCGCGGGUAAAACGGACAAGGGGGGGGGGGAGACGUAGUAUGGACAGGUGGUUGAUUUGUAUAGUUACAUUUUGAAUUUCAGAUUCCCGUUAAUGAGAACACCUUCUACAUGUUAUUCCAUAAUAUUUAAACCACCCUACAGCAAUGAUAACGAUCAAAAGUGGAAUAGGGAAACAAAAACCGAAAACCAUACAUGAUUCCGCGUGUGGAUGUAAUUUUUGCGGCUUCAAUAUUAAGCACUUUGAGUGGUUUAAUUGCAAAAUUUAACCCUUUCUCUACGAUAGUGUGCUCCGUAGAAGUGCUACCGCUGUGUGAUCGAUGUGCACUAUCACCCUGAUGUCGUCUAAAGACGACGCUCGUACACACUGCUCAUUGCGCUCAACGCUCGUAGAGAAAGGGUUAAUUCGCUGAUGGUUAUAUUUCAGAUUGUGAGUUAACAGAGAAGCGAUAUUAGAUAUGUACAGAAAAGUAAAUUCAUUCGUGAGUGGUAAAUUCAAUUUAUUGAAAUAAUUGCAUUGUGGUUGAAAUGGACAGUUACAUCCAUAAUUACAUCCAAUGCAUGAGGGAAUGUGAUGGGAAGAAUCUUAAACUCUUUUUUCUAUUGUUUUCUCUGUUUGUUCUAUUUCAGUUACUGGACGCACAAACACUGAGAGAGUGCGAAAUUAUUUCUCUCGCGAGAGAUAUACCUCUACGUUUCGUAUGUAAUGAACAUGUCCAUAUUCCCCCCACUACAUGUCCAUUAUACCAGCACCGAUAAAAAUGUUCUACCUUUCGGCUUGUUUAAUUUCAGUAACAAACAUGGAAAAACACAUUUUUAUGAAACAAUUGGCCAAUUAUUUCGAAAACCAGUAUAUUGAACCAUAAGAAGCUGUUUUCAUGUUUUGGGAAACAUGUGAAAACUCAUGUUUCCCAAAACUUAGCAAAGAGUUAAGCAAACUCAUACCGUCCUUGUUGUCGAAAAGUUUUUUCAGAGAUUCCUUCCUCUUUUUCGUCAUGAUCUUCGCCGGACGGCCACUACCGGUCUUUUGCUCAGCGAUCCGGGAUGCCAGAAUCCGGUGAACAGUGCUUACCGGGAAUUUUUCGUCUCAAAAGUGUCUACUGUAAUUUUUUUCCUUGACUUCCACGCGUUUCGAAGAACCGUACAACGCACUCGCGAAGUGCUUAUUGUUUCGACGCCAUCUAUGAUCGAACAACCGACCGAAGCGAGCAACCCGUUUCUAGGGAGCCCAGAGAGCAAUUCUCACGGUGAGAAAAAAAUUCACGCUUUUUAUUUUUUUACAGAAAGGUAUUGAAAUCAUUCUCAUUUUUUAUUGAACACCCGUUAUGUGCGCAUGCGUUUUGAAAACAAGCGAAUCGCACGAUAUUCCGAUCUCGUCGAGUGUUUGAACAAGAUCGAGGUGUUCGAGUGGAAAACACAUACCUUUACCAGGUAAAAUUUGUUAAGUUGAAACUAUCCAGACUAUACGGCGCACCUUUUCCACAAUACAUGUGCACAUUGUUCAAUGCUUUUGAAGCCCCGCACUUUUUCCUUACGUUCACGGGCAAUCCCAAUUGACUAGAGAUCAAAGAAAAUCUAGUUCCAGGGCAAUGUGCUUACGCUAAUUCGCCGUUGAUUGUCCGCGUGUUCAAGCAAAAAAGUGAUCUAUCUAUGCAGGCCAUCGAGGAUGGUACCAAGGGCAAGGCCCUGGCGUGGGCAUACCAUCUUGAAUUUCAGAAGCAUGGAAUGACCCACUUACAUCUGCUGUUAUCGUCUGAUAUCAAGAUUGUAUCGCCAGACGAGUGUGAGAAAUGGAUUUCAGCGGAGCUACCAGAACAACCAGAUCCGAAUAAUGUCGAUUACAACAAACGGUACUUGAAUCUUUUUGUGAAGCAUCAUAUUAACGGGCCUCGCACCAACGGGUCAUGAGCUCUGGCUUCGUAGAACUGCCAAAUUAAGAAUAGCGCAUGCGCAUGGAAAGCGUUCGAAUAUAUCUUUCUAAAGAAUCCUCUAUCACAACUCAAGGAUACAUGAAGCCAAAAAGACCAGACAAUGGAAGCGCUAAAAACAAUCCCUUUUUGUCUAUGCUGGUCGAUGCGCACCGCGACGUUGAGUGCAUCAAAGCUCCUCUUUCCGCAAUGAUUUACAUUUUCAAAUAAAUCAACACGGGCUCGAACCAAGCUAUCGUGCAAUUCAGAAAGCAACUCGUUGAGGCAGCAAUUCAGGAACGGGAAGAAAUUGUAAUUGACGAGUGCGUGGAAUAUCAACAGAUGAGAUUCAUGACGACUUAUGAAGCAGCUUAUCAUCUGCUGAACUACCCGCUAUGUCCCACACAAUUGUAGAGUCUACUGGAAAGGAGACUAUCAUGUUUGAAGAUGAGAACGAGGCGCUUGAACGAGCAAAUAGCUGAAAGCAUACGUCACAAUUGACUACAUACUUUGAGCUUUGCGCGAGCAAUCCACAAUAUGAUACGCAGCAGCAAAAGAAUCAACCAAGACUGCUGACGGAUUGUGGCAGCGCGCCGCUGCCGCUAUGAACUCUGAGAAAAAGGCGCUUGCUGACAAGUUUCUACAGUUGUUGGAACUGUUCAUUUUCUGUCAGGCAUCGGGAUGAAUAGGCAAAUCGUUCACAUUCAACACCGCUCUCAAUGCUGCUGAAGCGCGAGGCAAAAAAUAUUCACAGUGGCCUCGACGGACAUUGCAGCGCAGCUGCUGGAAAACGGCCACACGGCAUACACGGUGUUUCAGAUGGGCCAGACCCAACAGCUACCACAGUAGCAAACAGGGCCCGAAAUUUUCGAAGGUGAAAAAUGAAGACCGACUCCACUCUCAGUAGCUUCGCUUCGACUAGAACUGCCUCGGCAGUCGCCGUCAACAAAAAGUAACUUGACUAGAAAAUAAAUUGACUAGCGUUGACUAGCCAGGAUGACUGGUGAACUAGUCCAGUCAGUGGUUAUUUUAACUGAUGCGACUAAUGAAUACAAAUCUGCCUCUUCAUUCAACUGACUUCAAUCCACACUUCCAUUUCCCCCUGACACUAAUUUUAUGCCCGCGUACGCAAUCUUAUUUUUACGUCCAUAUAAAGUGGACGAAAACAUGAUUUCUGAUGCAAAAAAGUUUAUGGGUCUAGGGGCCUAGGGGCACGGACGGGUUCUUGACAUAGGACUGUGAUUGUGUGUAAAAAUUGCAUUUGAAUUGAGUUUUUUCAUUGCUUUGGAUUUUGCAAUCGAGGAAGUAUGCGGAGGAUCUUUUACAUAACAUAUCCAAAAAUUAAAAAUAUGAUUUUUUUUCAAUUUAUAAUAAUCUGAUAUGCGCUAAUAUACGCUUUCGAAUCUCUAAAUCAGCAGCCAGUUAAAUUCUUUAUUUGCAUUUUUACAUUACCAAAUAACAUGGUCGAUAUCAUGAUAUCUUGGACCGACAUUGCAUAAAGUGUUAGUAAGAAGACCUACACGAUAAAAACGUGAAUUGAGAAUGAGUCGAUUGGACAACGUACAAUGCAACAACUAAUAAACGCCUAUUAUCAACAAAUGGAGAAUAAUUCAUGGAUUAAUAUUGUUAACUAAUGCCCGAAUGCGGGCAAAAAGAUUGCUCGUCUCAUCAAGGAGGAAAGCGAGUGGUUAGCGCAAUCGGAAAACAUACCCAUUUUAGUCGUCAAAUUUUAUUUUAUUUUUUUACUACAUUUUCUGUUCAUGUGUGAAGCAAAAAAUUGCUGGAUUGCUGGAAUUUCCCGUCUAAUGGUAUGCAACACAACAUAUCUCGCAAUAACAAUGUGGCGUAAUGUUCGUUUGAAAACUCUUGAUGAAUCGUAACGUUCGUGAAGUGCGAGUGGUGUGGUUUGUGAACAAACCAUUCAAAUCAACAAAUCAAUGGUAUAUUUGAGAGCAUUUUAUUUUUUAAUUUCUUUUUUUCGAUGUUUAUGUUCCGCUUUUACUUUCUCAGGUUUUCAAAUUCCUGGUACUACAGUCAUGCGUCACCAUCGUUCAAUCGUUGGGAGGAUACGAAUUAAAAUAUAUAUAAAAAUAUGUUCGAUUUGGGAAACAGGCAAAUAAACUCUAAACGUUAUCGCUGGUUGACUACCAUCCGCUGAUAUAAGUUGAGAGGAAAUGAAUACAUCGCCAAAUAUAUUGUACCUGCUUGAAGAUAAGUCCGUUCCUCGUUUGCAUUUUGUACCUGUAAAUAAUCCUCAUUGGUAAACCCGAUCAGCGUAUCGGGGGAAAACUGGGUGGCAGACAAAGGGACGAACCCAUUAGCGUGUGGUUAAACAAGAAACAAUAUUUCAAUUCAAAUUUUCGAUUUUAUCAACAAUUUCUAAAUUUAAGAUUAAGCAUGUCUAAGUGGCGCCGGUCGCUGCAAGCGUUAUAAGUACAACUGUUGACGUCGUUGUUUGCGUUUGCUCUUCACUGGUAAAAAUAUAGAUUCGCGAAGGUGUUUCCAUCAGAACAGCGCUGGCCCUAUUUAUGCCGCAGAAGUUUCAUUAUUGUUGUUAAAUUAAGAGCGCACGUGAGAUAGCAGCGAAUCCAACUUAUCAACAACAAACAAUGUAUUCGCAGCCCAUGAAGUAAAACCUCGGUCGCAUUUACCUGCCCACGAAAGUGUUUCAGCAACUCUCGGAGAGCUCGUUUUUCACAAAUUGUUGCGUGCAAAUAUCUGCUAGCUUCGCUUCAACUACUCACACUAGGUGACCCCAAGUCGCAAUAUAUUCGUCGACUCAUCCUUAACAUCCGUUUCCGAUGCCAUAAUUCGUGAACGGUUAUUAAAAGGAGGCAGAUGUUCAUCCGAAUGAAAACAUUAAUCUUGCCAUACGUAAGCGCCUUGAUUUACACCAGCUUGAGAGCAAGGCGCCUAGAGGUAUAUUCUAAGGUGGGCCAACUUGCUAAAAUCACUCUUCAGCCAUCUUGUGAGUCUACUGUGUCUUGUUGGUAAACAAAGCACAAUACGCUUGUGCCCAAGCUCGCUCGUGAUCAGUCUGUCUCUUUCACGCUUCAAGCAAAUAAUUCCUCUUCUGCUUUUUCCGUAGUGUUUUCAUAUACUGCUCCCCUAACAAACUUAGUGACGAAACGGCCUCACCUAGUACCAUAGACCCGUCUUGCUUGAGAGUUUGGAAGUUCUCGCGAGUGACAUUGCAUUCGCGACCCGGACAUGUUUGACGCUGUCAAAUGCUGUGUAUUAGUAUAUGGAUGCCCUAAGGGUGGACUACACGCCCGACUGACUGUUUAGUCGUUUAGUCGGAGAAACUGCUUGAAGAAGCAAAAAGCCAUUUCCGACUGAAUACGGACAUAGUCAGUCAGAUAGUCAGCUGACAAUCCUCAGUUGACUAUGACUAUGCCGAGCCCUGGUAGCAAAUAUUGAGAAACAACUAUUGAAUAAUCGAAAGGGACGCAUUUUUGUGCGAUCCUGACGGCCUAAUUUUCGACGAAGCAGUGAUAGUUUCGCGAGCCCUACUCGAACUUAUUGAUCGCACCUGAAAACCGAACGUUUCCUAUCGGAGGAAUAUCAGUUUGCUGGGAAGAGACUGGAAGCAACUGCUACCUGUUAUUAUCAAGGGUUUGGAGCAAGCCGUCAUUCAGUCUACCCAUCGAUUUAGUUAUCUGUGGCCUUUGUUUCAAACUUACACUUUGCGAACAUACAUACGGGCAGAUCCCGGUCAGCGAGAGUUUGCCGAAUGGUUGGAAAAAGCCGGUUCAAACCACUUACAAGUUUCGGACUCAUUACAUGACUCAGAGGAGUACAUAUUCAUGGGUGUUUGACGGCGAGACACACAAUCCGUCCCUGCUGGCUGAUGUUGUUCUGUUGACGGUACGAAAUCGGUUUAACGGUUUAGCGAAAUUAUCAUGAGUAAGAUUCAUGGUCACGAGCACGUGAUCAUGCAUAGCAACACAAUCGAUUUAAAAGAUAUUCAGAAUCAAGAUAUUUCUGUGCUGCCGUCAGAACACGUGAUUUUCCUCCCACAAAGCUGGUUCUCAUAGAAGGACCAGUCGUGAUGCUGCUAUGAAAUUUUGAAAUUACCAACGGGCUUUGCUCGUAUUGCUUCCUCGAAUUAAUUUCAGCUAUGCGAGUGAAGAUGGUCUGGAGUAGGGUUACCAUCUGUCCAGAUUUAGCAGGACAUGUCUUCAUUUUGAAAUCUAUUUGGGGCGGCCUAAUUUAUUUUUCACAAUCUAGCCUCUAUUCUGAUUUUCAUGAAAAAUUCCACUUUGUUGCAGAAUCUGAAUUAUUUUCAGUGUAUUAUGUUUUUGAGUAAAACUUUCUUUAUUGAAUACCAGAGUUUUGUGAUGUGGCCACGGUGAUGUUUUUGUUUUUUGUCUCGAUAUUCCAAGUUAUUUUUUUUCAAAUGUCUAAAAGAAUCAUUUUCCCGACGAAUUGCGCCAGAAGAGCCUCUUUUUCACAAAAGAACUUAAGGAUUAUGAGACCAACGCUGUAUAUGUGGUUCCGGUGGCUGAUAGCGGUAUGUAGGUUUAGUCAUUUUGUUGGAGCAGAAGUUUAAAAUCAACAAUGGAACAUUACAGGUAGAUCUGAUUAGGGAAAGCAUAUUCAUACACCGAGACAUUGGAAUCCACUUCCAAAUCCAUGCUGAACUAUGUGGUGCAGAAAUCCAGCCGCUCAGAAAAUUUGGGUUGCAGGAGCUCUUGCGUUUCAUACCUGUGGCUUGUUAUUCGGUGCUAUUGCACUUGAUGUUUGAAGACUCUGAACGUUAAAUAAAUGAAUUUCACGUGUUUUUAUUUAUUUAUAUCUCAAGGAAUCACAAUGGUUUGGUCAUAAUAGUAACUGUGAGAGGUGUUCUGAUUUUCAACUCCGACCAGAUGGUAUCCCUAGUCAUUCAAACGGUGUCAGUUUCCUGUGAGACCGGCUUUCAGCAUGACUAUAAAUGGGUCGCAUGGGCAAACAUUCCGGAAAGCUGGCAUCGUAUUGUACGAGCAUUUUCCCUCACGGCCAACUACAGUAAUCGUUCGCUAACUGGUCCUGGUUUAACUGGUCUGCUGUUUAACUGGGCGAACGUUAACUGGUCCUUGGACCAGUUAAAAAGCAGAAUUUCAUAAACAAUCGACGCCAUAUUCAAAUGGAAGAUUUGCUGUGAGGGACAUUCGAAUGUAAUUUUAAAUGUUAUGAAAGUUGACAUUAUUUUCGCACGACAAAAACAUUGAUUAAACUACAGAAAAAUAAUUUUCUCAAAUCAUAUGUUAUACCUGUUGUCGCACUCAAUGCGAAACUUCCAUUGGAAUCCUUUUGUUUAUCCAAUUACAGGAACAAUGCCAAUCAAACAAUUCAUUGAAGUUUCCCUCGAUUUUAUUUGACGUUUAACAUGCCGGACCAGUUAAAACGCGAAUGUCGAUAAGUGGUCUUCCCUUUUCGCCCAGUUAGUGAAUGUUUACUGUAUAUGUGGCUUUACCGCGCGUGCGAAACCGAGACUCUUGGCGUUUUUCCAUUCCUGAUUUCAAAGCUGUUGCUCGCCUUGAUCAGUUUGACGAAGUAGAGAUCUGUGUGGCAUAUAAAACGCUAUUGUGAAUGGAGCCUAACUAUGCUAGUACCAUCAUCCACCGUUGCAAGCGGAGUAGUACAAAGCCGUUAAACGAAUAACGCCUCAAUUCACACACACGACCCGAGCAUCUCCCCACCAACCAUUCACCCACUCUUUUACGGACUCUCGUCGAGGUAAGUCGCACAAGAUCCAACAAAAAAUUCAAGACUACGAAUAAGUAUACUUAAUGAAUAAAUGGUGUACUGAUUUAUUCAUUGCUGAAUUAAUCGAGUGUUAAGUCAGCGGGAACCAAGUCGCAAAAUUGAAAAUUUCGAAUUAUAGAUUGGAUUAGGUUUAGCAUUUCGUGAGCUACAACCACAUUAAUCAGAUUUGGAAAAUCACGCGUGCAACAUGAAUAACGUAUCGAAAUUGUUUCGAAUGCUCAAUGAAAACGAGCGGGAAUGGAUGGUGAAGGUGGAGUAAUGAAGUAGUUUUCCUUCCACAAAGGCCCUUCUCAGGGCUAGAGACGAAUGAACUGCAAAAGUUUAAAGUCUCUAUAAUAACAAGAAAAACAAACAAGAAAGGUAGGAACCCCAGGGCUCAUCUGUUCCAAUGGGUAUGCGGGAAGCUUAUGUAAUCAUGGUCCGAAGCUCACGGAUACAACCGCCUUUCUUCAAAAAUAUACGUACCUGUUGGGACGAAUGCCGUUUUUUCUGAUUUGUUGUUUUCCUCGUCGUGUUGUGUGAGGACAGUAAAAUCAGUGAUUGAUUGGACGAAUAAGCACUAUAAUUUCACAACUAAACGUAACAAAACACAUUUUCAGGAAGAAUGUCCUAAGAAAUAAAGAAUACAAGCUCAACAGUACAAUACAACUCACAUUGUUGGCAAAAAAAAACUCGUGGCCUGCUUCACGUGUUGAUACGAAAUAGCAGCGGUAAGAUUGAGUUUAUGAUGAAAUACACUCAAAAGCUUAUUCACAUACAACUUUAGUGCAUUUUAAAUUUGAAACGCUCCAAUGGUGAUUUGGUUACAAAAUUCCAACGCUAGAACACUUGUCAUUGUGUUGCAUUGGCGAAAUUCCUCGUUUUAUGCAACUGAAAUGUUUCAUAGUAAACGGAUACCCCGAUUUCAGAGUAGAUUUCUCGCAACAAGCAUCAGCUGAUAUAUAUUUCUCCCCAGCAUUGCACAAAAACAAAAUCAAAAACAAAACAGCCAGUCGAUAAACAUCCAGUAGCUAAUUUAUUUAGUAAGUUUUAACAUUAGUGAGUAGAAUUAACAGUAGGAAAUUGUUAUUGUACAUAAGAGUUUGAGAAAUGUUAGAACGGUAGAAUGAAGCGAAACAAAAAAAAGCAACAAGUGCAAUUACAGAACAAACAAAUCCCAAACUAGUUGUUAAGAGACGAUAUGUGAGCAACAUUGGAAGAAAGUGAUAAUCGAGCGACAUGUGACAACGAAUAAUAAAUGUUCCCCUUUUUUUAUUGUUGAAUAGUUAAGAGAAAUUUUUAUCGCAGUUGGAUGGAAUGUUUGUUUACGACGUUAGAUAUAAUUUUCCUAUUUUUGUAACACACAAACACACAAUAGAAGACACAAGCAGCAGCAGCAGCAGAGAUUCCGAAUAAACCAGAUGAUAUUGUUAUACAUAUUUUGCUCAGCUAGCUGAGCUGACAGUGACAGUUGUCCACACAACGAGUGAGCCAGUAACUAGAUCGAUCGUUUUGUUUUGUAGGUAGUUUUAAGCGUCGAGUUUUGUAGAUAAUAACACAAUGUACAAUGGAACCUGAGAGUACGCGCCAGUAAUAGUGAAACUCGAAUGAGAAACGGAAAAAGCGCCAGUAUUUUAUAACGAUGUUGACUCCCUUCCCCCGUGAGUGCAAUGCCGCCUCGCGGCAUGCAGUUAUUUGUUGAACGUUUUUAGAAGAAUUUUAAUAUUAUACAUUCGUGAAAGAUUUUAGAUUAUUUUUAUCGAAGAAAGAGGAAGAAUAAAGAAAU
Toxorhynchites rutilus septentrionalis is the source of this 13627-nucleotide messenger RNA. RefSeq names its product Krueppel-like factor 3. Gene Ontology annotation, molecular function: RNA polymerase II cis-regulatory region sequence-specific DNA binding; DNA-binding transcription factor activity, RNA polymerase II-specific. The transcript has 7 exons. The record is from RefSeq and is a predicted model, not a curated record. Lineage: Eukaryota; Metazoa; Arthropoda; Insecta; Diptera; Culicidae. Gene Ontology annotation, biological process: regulation of transcription by RNA polymerase II. Bases 2626 to 3900 code for a protein of 424 amino acids.